Microtus oregoni (creeping vole) is the source of this 1823-nucleotide messenger RNA. RefSeq names its product cytochrome P450 2C55. Lineage: Eukaryota; Metazoa; Chordata; Mammalia; Rodentia; Cricetidae. Gene Ontology annotation, biological process: xenobiotic metabolic process. The transcript is spliced from 9 exons. Gene Ontology annotation, molecular function: heme binding; iron ion binding; oxidoreductase activity, acting on paired donors, with incorporation or reduction of molecular oxygen, reduced flavin or flavoprotein as one donor, and incorporation of one atom of oxygen. The record is from RefSeq and is a predicted model, not a curated record. Gene Ontology annotation, cellular component: intracellular membrane-bounded organelle; cytoplasm. Bases 30 to 1502 code for a protein of 490 amino acids.
GGGUGUCUCCUUGAGAAGAGAAGGCUACCAUGGAUCUGGUCACAGUCCUGGUGCUCACUGUCUCCUGUCUGCUUCUCCUCUCACUCUGGAGACAGAACUCGGGGAGAGGGAAGCUCCCCCCUGGUCCCACUCCUCUCCCGUUUAUUGGAAACAUCCUGCAGAUAGAUGUGAAGGACAUCAGCAAAUCCUUAACCAACUUCUCCAAAGUCUAUGGCCCUGUGUUCACUUUGUAUUUUGGCAUGAAGCCCACUGUGGUAGUGCAUGGCUAUGAAGCAGUGAAGGAAGUUCUGGAUGAUCGUGGAGAGGAGUUUUCCGGAAGGGGUGACUUCCCAAUUGUCGAAAGAAUGAAUAAUGGCCUUGGAGUCGUUUUCAGCAAUGGAAAAAAAUGGAAGGAACUUCGGCGCUUCUCACUUAUGACCUUGAGGAAUUUUGGGAUGGGGAAGAGGAGCAUCGAGGAUCGCAUUCAAGAGGAAGCGCGAUGCCUUGUGGAAGAGUUAAGAAAAACAGAUGGCUCACUCUGUGACCCCACCUUCAUGCUGAGCUCGGCUCCCUCCAACGUGAUCUGCUCUGUUGUUUUCCACAAUCGUUUUGAUUAUGAAGACAAGAAUUUUCUUAACUUGAUGGAGAAAUUAAAUGAAAACUUUAAAAUUCUGAACUCCCCAUGGAUGCAGGUCUGCAAUGCUAUUCCUAUCUUCCUCGAUUAUCUCCCAGGGAGCCACAGGAAAGUACUUAAAAAUUUUGCUGAUAUAAAAAGUUAUAUUUUGAAACGAGUGAAAGAACACCAAGAAACACUAGACAUGGACAAUCCUCGGGACUUCAUUGACUGUUUCCUGAUCAAAAUGGAACAGGAAAAGAACAACCCGCAGUCUGAGUUUACUACUGAAAGUCUGAUGGCUACAGUGGCCGAUGUGUUUGUAGCUGGAUCGGAAACCACAAGUACUACCCUGCGAUACGGACUCUUGCUCCUCCUGAAGCACACAGACGUCAUAGCUAAAGUCCAGAAAGAGAUUGAUCAUGUGAUUGGCAGAAACAGGAGUCCUUGCAUGCAGGACAGAACCCGAAUGCCUUACACAGAUGCGACGGUGCACGAAAUCCAGAGAUACGUUAACCUCAUCCCCAACAACGUGCCCCAUGCAGCUACCUGUGAUGUCAGAUUCAGAAAUUAUGUAAUUCCCAAGGGCACAGACAUAGUCACAUCACUGACUUCUGUGCUACAUGAUGACAAAGAAUUUCCCAACCCCAAAAUAUUUGAUCCUGGCCAUUUUCUGGAUGAGAAAGGAAACUUUAAGAAGAGUGACUACUUUAUGCCUUUCUCAACAGGAAAGCGAAUGUGCGUGGGAGAGGCCCUGGCUCGCAUGGAGCUGUUUCUGUUUCUGACCACCAUUGUACAGAAUUUCGAUCUGAAAUCUUCGGUUGAUACAAAGGACAUUGAAACUACUCCAGUGGCCAGUACUUUUGGCCGCGUGCCACCUUCAUACCAGCUGUAUUUCAUUCCUCGUUAAAGAACAGACUGGCUGUUGCUAUGCAGGUGUCUGUGACUUCUUUCCAGAGGCAUGGCCGUCCUCCUUCCCACUAUUAGGGAUACCUCUGUCAUUUAUUCUCUCACAUCUCUCCCUCGCCCCACAAUCCAGUGAGCAUCCAUCUUCUUUAGGAAGAUUUUCCUGAGUUAUCACCCACUGCCCUCUCCAGUCUGUAAUACUUGUAUUGACCAUGACCUGUACUAACUGUAAUAACUGAGUUAUUAGCAUGUUAUGAAUGUAAUACAGAACAGUUCAACCAAGAACCAUCUCUGCUCUUCUUGGUUCAAAAUAAAAGGAGUUUUU